Cyprinus carpio (common carp) is the source of this 2049-nucleotide messenger RNA. It is a transcript of the gene rab3b, whose product is annotated as RAB3B, member RAS oncogene family. Gene Ontology annotation, molecular function: GTP binding; GTPase activity. Gene Ontology annotation, biological process: regulation of exocytosis; protein secretion; protein localization to plasma membrane. Lineage: Eukaryota; Metazoa; Chordata; Actinopteri; Cypriniformes; Cyprinidae. The record is from RefSeq and is a predicted model, not a curated record. Gene Ontology annotation, cellular component: endosome; plasma membrane; synaptic vesicle.
UGGAGCGUUAUAAACGCCGGUAAAUUGCGGGCGUUGCCCCACCCUACUGUACACAGCGCGCUAUCAAAUAAACCCGUCAAUAAAUCUCUAUAAAACCGCGGUCAUUCGCUAAUAUACGCGAUAAUACGCACGCAAAGCAGGCGUUUUGGACGCGUUCACAGCGUCGUCAGGUGCUGCAGCGUCCAUAAACGCCCACCUAGAAGAAGAGCACCAGACGAGAGCUGCGCUUACAUCCGAGAUGGCAAAAGCAGAUCAACGCUUUGGGCAAAGAGAUGGAUCUGAUCAGAACUUUGACUACAUGUUCAAACUCCUGAUUAUUGGCAACAGCAGUGUAGGGAAGACCAGCUUUUUAUUCAGAUAUGCAGAUGACUCUUUUAGCAACUCUUUCGUCAGCACGGUCGGCAUCGACUUUAAGGUGAAGACGGUUUACAGGAACGACAAGAGAGUGAAGCUCCAGAUAUGGGAUACAGCAGGACAGGAACGGUAUAGAACUAUUACUACAGCUUACUAUAGAGGAGCCAUGGGCUUCAUCCUCAUGUACGACAUCACAAAUGAAGAGUCCUUCAAUGCAGUGCAGGACUGGGCAACACAGAUUAAGACCUAUUCAUGGGAUAACGCUCAGGUGAUAUUAGUGGGGAACAAAUGUGACGUGGAUGAAGAGAGGGUGGUGCCUUUUGAGAAGGGGAAACACUUGGCGGACCAGCUAGGGUUUGAGUACUACGAAGCCAGCGCCAAGGAGAACAUCAACGUCAGACAAGUAUUUGAGCGCUUAGUUGACAUUAUCUGCGUGAAGAUGUCCGAGAGAGUGGAUACGGAUCCAUCCAUGGUCACCGGUGCCAAAACCACCCGGCUAACCGAUAAGCCGCCCCAGCUACCUCAGAAUUGUUGCUGAUUUCCAUCUCAACUCAUAUGCCAACUUAUCAGCAGCGGAUCUGAUGUUGUUUGAUGUUCUGUUAUACAUCUGGGGUGCGUUUCAUAGUAUGAUGCAUUUUAGGAAAAACUUAUCUAGCCAGUAACGAAAUCGUAGUAACGUGGUCGCAUCUUCAUUAUCUUAACAAUAUAGAAUUGUCGUUAAUGACGUCGCACCCAGGUUGUGGAUUAAAAUUUUCGGAUAAAUAAUCAAUUUGAUAGUUUAUAGUUCAUUUAUACAAACAACAGAACACUGUUAAUGUUUUUAAAUCAUGUUAACAAACUAUUUAAUUGGCGUAAAAUGUAAAAUGUAAAAUGUUUCCUUUUGCAGCAUACUCCAGGGUUCCCGUGCACAUUUACACACAUGCACACUCUUUGAAAAUGCAUACAGAAUAAUGUAUAUACAUUAAGACUACAUGCUAACAAGAAUCUAUGCUUCUAACCACAGGAAGAGAGCUGUAGCUCCAACUACAAGUUUUCGAUGCUGUUUGCGAUUAUUCGUUGGAACUAUGGUUUCUGGAAACACAGAAUCAUUGAAUAACAUAGAUAACGACUGAACUUGUGACUAUAUUUGGCUAACAGUGCAUCGGGAAACGCACCCUUGUUCGUUUGUAGCUGUCAAACAUAUGAAGUAGUUCAGUAAUAAUAGUACACUUCUAACUUAAUCAGUCCAUAGGAAACUCAAAGCAGGGACUAGAGCAAAGCACAUAAACUAUUACUUGGCUCUCAGAACUUCAGUGUUCACUGCCGAAACUAGAUUUAAAACACAAUCUGUUGUGGCACAAUCUUGCUAAUCUUAUGAAUUAUAUAUUGAGUGUAGUAUAUGAGUACUUUUAAGGGAUAGUUUACACAAAAGCGAAAUUUCCGUCAUCAUUUACCUCAUCCUCAAGUUGUACCAAACCUUCUUUCUCCUGUUAAACACAAAAGAAGAUAUUUUGGAGAAUGUUGUUAACCAAACAAUUGAAGGUAGCCAUUGACUUUUAUAGUAUGGAAAAAAAUACUAUGAAAGUGAAUGGCUGCCAGCAGCUUUUUGGAUCAUACAGAUUUGGAACAACUCGUAGAUGAGUAAAUGAUGACAAAAUGGGUGAACUAUCCCAUUAGUGAAGGCAAAAUGGUGUAUAUUUUGUUAAAAGGCACAAA